This is a messenger RNA of Lagenorhynchus albirostris (white-beaked dolphin), 1632 nucleotides long. Its product is annotated as glutathione S-transferase Mu 1-like. The transcript has 9 exons. The record is from RefSeq and is a predicted model, not a curated record. Gene Ontology annotation, molecular function: glutathione transferase activity. NCBI's taxonomy places the organism in Eukaryota, Metazoa, Chordata, Mammalia, Artiodactyla, Delphinidae. Gene Ontology annotation, biological process: glutathione metabolic process.
AUGGCAAUGAUCCGGGAUUACUGGGAUAUCCGCGGGCUGGCUCACGCCAUCCGCCUGCUUCUGGAGGACACAGACUCAAACUAGGAGGAGAAGAAGUACCCGCUGGGGGACGCUCCCAACUAUGACAGAAGCCAGUAGCUGAAUGAAAAAUCCAAGCUGGGCCUGGACUUCCCCAAUCGGCCCUACUUAAUUGAUGGGGCUCACAAGCUCACCCAGAGCAACGCCAUCCUUUGCUACAUUGCUCGCAAGCACAACAUGUGUGGGGAGACAGAGGAAGAGAAGAUUCGCGUGGACGUAUUGGAGAACCAGGUUAUGGAUGUCCGCUUGUGCAUGGCCAUGAUCUGCUACAGCUCUGACUUUGAGAAACUAAAGCCUGAUUACUUGAAGGAGAUCCCUAAAACGAUGAAGCUCUUCUCAGAUUUUCUGGGGAAGAGGCCCUGGUUUGCAGGGGACAAGCUCACCUAUGUGCAUUUCCCGGCGUACGACAUCCUUGACAUGCACCGCACAUUUGAGCCCAGGUGUCUGGAUGAAUUCCCAAACCUGAAAGACUUCACUUCCGGUUUUGAGAAUGAGAAGAACGAGUACUCCCAUAACAAGAUGUUGACUGGAAAAAAAAACCCUCACAACUUAAGAGCAGGCUUGAAGAAGAUCUCUGCCUACAUGAAGUCCAGUUGCUUCCUCCCAGGCCCUCUGUUUCUAAAGACUGCCAUGUGGGGCAACAAAUACUGCCCUGUAACCAGGAGACGGGAGUGAGGAGCCAUUGUCCUGGAGACCAGGUGGACCUCCCUGUGCACAGAACCAUCUGUCUUUUUCUUUCUCCUUCUUUUCACUUUAGAUGCCGUCUUGGCCCCCUUUAUCUCCCUCCCAACCCCCUUUUCAUCCAUCCUUUAUUCAGUUCCCCACUUUUCUUCAGCAAAUUUCCUCCCCCACCCCACAUUAUCCCUCCUGCACUAAAGCCAACUAGACUAUCCUUCCCUUCCAUGGUUGCUUCUGCUGUGAGGAGCCCGACCAGACCCCUGGCCCACAGAGCUCUGCUCUGAGCUCCCAGCACUGCCCUGAAGAUCAGAAUUGGCCUGGUGUGCAGGUGGCCUGGUGUGCAACCUCCCAGUGUGGUUCCUGCCCAGCCCUGUCUGAUCCCCAGUAAAGCCUUAAUGAUACCUGCUGUGUCUUGUCUUAUUCCCUCCUGGCUUCCUGGAGUCACGACUGACUGUUGGGUGUGUGUGGGUGUCCAUUUUUCCUUCUGUUGUCCACUGCAGAGGCUCCGUGGAUGGGCAUGCAUGUGUGUGUGUGGCAGGGGGUUGGGAACAGGUGGGAUUAUACUAUUGCUUGCUCCUUUCUAUUUCUACUUCAUGUACCUCUGUUCUUUAGCAUGGGGUCUUUACAGAAGGGGGGCCCUUCUGUGCCUGGUUCCCUCCUUAAUUCAGCAUUCAUGGGAAGCCUCCUGUCAGCUUGUGGUACUCUGUGUCAUGGUUCAGGGGGCUCUUGGAUGUGCUGGGGAAGGGGUCUGAGUAGUCUACUGAUAGUGUGGGAUCCUGGUGGCCUACCUUCUGUCACCCUUUCCUGGAGGCUUUCCGUGCUUUAGAUACCCUUCAUCUGUGUUCUUAUAUCUCAGUAAAACAUACCCCCACUGUA